AUGGAAUUAAAGACAGCAAAUAAUGCAGCUGGUGCACGUCAGUUACCGUGGUGGAGUAGAGGAAAUCGUAAUAAUGCAGCCUCGGCACGAGUAAAUAUCCCCAUAAAACAAUCAACUGAUAGCAUACGCGGACAGCACACAAAUUCCGGUGUCUGGACAUGGUUGAGCAAUCGUCGUGCAUCAGCCAGUCCAGAUCAAAUGGGAGCAUCAUCAUCACCAGCAGAAAAUCACUACACCCACAUGGACGAUUCGUACAGUCCGGUCGGUGUUGCUGACGAGGCAUUGUAUGCUGAACUGGACCGAGAAUCGAUACGAUCGGGUAAUCCAUCAUAUCAGAAUACAGCGUAUAGUCAAUGUGGUGAAAUUGAUCAAGAGGUACCGAUGGUACUGUCUUCAGCACCGAGUAGUGCAUAUUAUUCGGAUCUAUCAAUGACCGGUCAAACGGAACGAUAUGAAGUUGUGGGAUUAACGCAUUUAUCAUCGCCGUUGCCCAAUUGGGAAACGAACGAUAGUGGUUCGAACGGACGACGACCACCAAGAUUAGCUGCAAUUAAUGAAAGCUCAACUGUGCCGUCUGAUUAUGUGUAAAUAAUUAUGUGUUUUAAUAUUAUUAAUUAAGCAUAAAAUGAGCUUACGAAAUUGUGAUACAAAUUUUAAUUUUAUUGAAAG
Molecule: messenger RNA, 669 nt
Organism: Bradysia coprophila
Lineage: Eukaryota; Metazoa; Arthropoda; Insecta; Diptera; Sciaridae
Source: RefSeq, a predicted model, not a curated record